GACACGUAGCUACUUCCUGUAUAGCUGAAGGGUGGGACAGGCGGAAAUAGCGUCCUGUGCUGCUGGUAUUUCUCUCUCGCUGAGCAGUUGGACUGAUAAUUUAUCACUCAACAUGCCGGCGUAUCACUCAAACUUGAUGGCCCCAGAUACCAGGAUGGUGGGGAACAUGGCCCUGCUUCCCCUCAAAACUCAGUUCAAGGGACCGGCCAGAGGAGAUGGCAUUGAUUCAGACAUCAUCGAUGAGGCCAUCUACUAUUUCAAAGCUAAUGUUUUCUUUAAGAACUAUGAAAUCAAGAAUGAGGCAGACAGGACACUGAUCUAUGUCACCCUCUACAUUUCUGAAUGCCUAAAACGGCUACAGAAGUGCAGCUCCAGAGGUCAGGGGGAGAAGGAGAUGUACACUCUGGGAAUCACUAACUUUCCCAUUCCUGGUGAACCUGGUUUCCCUCUUAACGCCAUGUAUGCCAAACCUGCAAACAAGCAGGAGGAAGAAACGAUGAGGGCGUACCUGCAGCAGAUCCGCCAGGAGACGGGCUUAAGGCUAUGUGAACGAGUGUUUGACCCCCAGACAGACAAACCCAGCAAGUGGUGGGUGUGCUUUGUCAAGAAGCAGUUCAUGAACAAGAGUCUGUCUGCUCCCGGACAGUGAGCUCAACUCAGGACCCACAGUUUCUGUUGUACAACUGCAACAUGGAUGCAUUUUUUGGGGUGGUGGGAGGGAGGUUUGCUUUUGAGUUGCUAAAUAAAUGAUUUUAUACUCUUUGAGUUAAAGGAUAUCGUCUGGAUGUUGAUCAUAUUGAGCUGGUGCUUAAUUCAAUAAAGCGGUCAUGGAGAUUGGAAAGUAA
This is a messenger RNA of Solea senegalensis (Senegalese sole), 845 nucleotides long. RefSeq names its product actin related protein 2/3 complex, subunit 3 (gene arpc3). Gene Ontology annotation, biological process: regulation of actin filament polymerization; Arp2/3 complex-mediated actin nucleation. Gene Ontology annotation, cellular component: cytoskeleton; Arp2/3 protein complex. The transcript is spliced from 7 exons. Bases 113 to 649 code for a protein of 178 amino acids. Gene Ontology annotation, molecular function: actin filament binding. The record is from RefSeq and is a predicted model, not a curated record. Lineage: Eukaryota; Metazoa; Chordata; Actinopteri; Pleuronectiformes; Soleidae.